Messenger RNA from Aspergillus lentulus, 336 nucleotides. RefSeq names its product CVNH domain-containing protein. Lineage: Eukaryota; Fungi; Ascomycota; Eurotiomycetes; Eurotiales; Aspergillaceae. The record is from RefSeq and is a predicted model, not a curated record.
AUGUCCCUGCGCGGCUUCCACACAACCUCCGACACCAUCGUCCUCAAAGACAAGCAUAUUCUCAGCAGUCGCUGCAAACGGCCUGACGGCACCUACUCCUUCUCCGAGAUUGAUCUGAAUGAUUGUCUGGGGAAUAAUAAUGGGAAGUUUGUCUGGGGCGGGGAAUCGUUCGCAGACAGCGCAUCGCAGGUGCAUCUUGCGUUGGAAGGAGGAGAGGGAACACCGAUGUUGCAUGCGCAGCUGAACGACCGGCAUGGGAGUGUGCAGUCUGCGAGUGUGAAUCUGGGAGAGUGCAUCCAGAAUGAGGCGGGGGGGUUGGAAUAUAUGCAUUGUUGA